AGUUUGGUUGGCCUCGCUACUUAUAAACACCGCCGGGAGUUUCCGUUUAAGCACAUUCGGCCGUCAAGAGUUGAACAAUGGUUAACAUGAGCGAUCAACCAUUUUCAUUAAAGUAUCUACAUACGAUCCAGCGACAGUCGAGGCGUCGAACAAAUAAAAGGAAAAGGAUUUGUAAGGGCAAAAUAUCAACAGAUCUGCAGACUUGAUUAAGGGAGUCCUAAAGGUCCCGAGUGAAGCGUGUGGCCGAGUGUAUAGUGCGUUGCGAGUUAACUGGCGAGAUGACUGCCGAGUGGCUUCACCUGCCCCCGCCGUACCCCCCCGGCGUGGGGCCGCUGUGUGGCGCAGAGUUGGAGGCGUGGUAUGAGGACCUGCAGGAUAUCCUGGGCUCGGACGCGGGAGGGGCAAAGAUGGCACGCGCCCCUUCGUGCGGAGAGAAAGAGCCCGAGUUCCUGGAUGUUCUGGAGAGUUGCUCCCUGACGUGGCUGACGGAAGGCGGUCAGACGUGGGGUGAGGGUGUUCAGAGGGCGACGGAGCAGGUCCAUAACAUUCAGCCUCUGCAUCACACCUCCUCCUGUCUGACUCCAUCAGAAGAACGGAAAACGGAGACGAGCGCGAGGAGCGGUGACGGUGACCUGCUGCCCCCUGAGUUCUUUGAGUUCCUGAGUGAAGGAGGAAUGGUGGAUUCAAGCAGUGGUUAUUAUUAUCAUCAUCAUCACCACAACCAGCAGCAACAGGUUGACAACGUCCAUCCCGCAUCUCCAUCAGCCAGUGAAGAAGAGUUACCCUGCGUCCCCGAUUCGCCGUCCUGCUCCUCAUCCUCUGCCUCGCAGUCUCCUCCUUCCCAACGCUGCUUGUCCCCAUCAUCGCCAGUGUCAUCCCCGUCCGUCUACUCGCCCUCGCGCCCGAGUAAGCGUCGGAGGAGCCAGGGCCCCGACGGCGCUUCGUCGUCCCCGGGCGUCCCCUCCCAGUCGCAGCAGCGCGCAUCCUCCUCAUACUUGUCUGCCAAAAAGAGUCGCAAGGAGCGAGAGCAGGAGAACGAAAAGAAAGUGCAGGAGCUGACGGAGCAGAACGAGCGCUUGAAAGCGGAAAUCGAAAGGUUGGGAGAGGAGGUGCAGCGGACAAGGCGCGCACUCAUCGAGAGACUUGUCAACACCAGGAAGUGAGCUCGUAGAGAAGCAGUGGUGAGAAAAUGGUUGCUGUGUGUUUGUAUGUGAAAGUGCACUCGCUGCUUAGACUGUAAGAUGGGAAAACCAAAGAUUUUAAGAUGUUUAGAAAAAGAUGAUGAAGGUUGAAGAAGAGUAAAAGCAGCAAUAUCACUGCGGCAAACAUGGAAGUCACAGCAUGUGAAAAUGGAAAAGCUUUUUAGAGCCAGUUGCAAGGUUAGUAACAAUAAGUUACACCACCAUUAAGAAGGCUUUGGUGAUUUGUAUGUUGGAAAGAAAGGAACAUAAUUGAGGGCCUUUCGUAGCUGCCAUUUUGUGAUAAAUUGUAACUCCUCAUUAAAGGGCUGCAAUAUGGCUAGCAGAGAUUAUUUGCCCCAAUUGUGUAGAGAGGAGCUCAGGAAUGUUUUGAAAAAGCCCCUUGUUUGUUGAGGGAAUGUCUGUAUGCUUAUUUAAAUACAACAGGUUGCACCCAGCUAAAUUUUCUACAGGUUUUUAUUCAAAUCGGCAACUGGUGGUAUGAAAUACCCACAAGUUAUUUUUCUAUAACUGUAAUAAUUACUGUACAACAAGUUUGUACUGUUCAUUUCUACUUUCUUAUUCUAGUUACAUUUUUAAUCAUACAUGGAUAUGCAUGUUUUUUUAAUUAAAUGAUAAUGUCAUUUGUUAACAUUUAUAUCUGUCACUGUAAUCCCAAAUUUGUAAUAAAAAGAAGGAUUUUUGUUGCUUCUUAAUGCAAGAUUUGUAUUUAUUACAAGGUGAAAACAUGAUUGACAAGGAGGUACAUGGCAUCACAGUAUAUAGGGACCAAUUUUAGCUUUUCACAAGAUAAAUUGGUAGCCAAGUAAUUUUAAUGUGCUAUAAAAAUCUUUUCAAUUGCACACCUUGUGGGGCUGAUGUGAUAUGUUGAGUAUAUAACAGGAAGAGUAUCAAAUCAGUUUCUCUUGGUGUAGGGAUUUUUCCCAAAUCCCUCCAUUCUGUAGCAGAAUUCAUUUGGCUCCCUUUGUGUGUUUUCAUUUCCCCGCCGGCCUCGCUAGCAUUCAUUAGCCCUCGGUGCCAACGCCGUGUUGUCUCAGAUCCCGUCACGGCUUUGCCUUUGGCUAACAUCCUCAUCUCGCCAUGUACAUCAUGUUCCCCUUUUUCUGCUAUUACUUUCUCACUCUUAUUCCCACCACCUCCACCGUUUGAUUUUUGUGCCAUAUCUCACUUCUUCUUGCCCUUGAUAGGUGCGGGUUCAGGGCUCUUGCCUUCUGCCAGUGCCAACUGCUUUUUCAGCUCCAACAAUUUAGACACCUCGGCUGUUAUUACCGCCUUGUCGGCCUUCUGCGCUUUCAGGGCUCGCACUUUUUCUCCCUGUAAGAGAUGACAAAU
Corythoichthys intestinalis (scribbled pipefish) is the source of this 2531-nucleotide messenger RNA. It is a transcript of the gene ddit3, whose product is annotated as DNA-damage-inducible transcript 3. Gene Ontology annotation, molecular function: RNA polymerase II cis-regulatory region sequence-specific DNA binding; protein heterodimerization activity; DNA-binding transcription activator activity, RNA polymerase II-specific. Gene Ontology annotation, biological process: intrinsic apoptotic signaling pathway in response to endoplasmic reticulum stress; positive regulation of intrinsic apoptotic signaling pathway; ER overload response. Gene Ontology annotation, cellular component: CHOP-ATF3 complex; CHOP-ATF4 complex; CHOP-C/EBP complex. The record is from RefSeq and is a predicted model, not a curated record. The transcript is spliced from 4 exons. Bases 279 to 1163 code for a protein of 294 amino acids. Lineage: Eukaryota; Metazoa; Chordata; Actinopteri; Syngnathiformes; Syngnathidae.